Cyanidioschyzon merolae strain 10D is the source of this 939-nucleotide messenger RNA. RefSeq names its product phycocyanobilin lyase beta subunit. The coding region runs from base 1 to 939 and encodes 312 amino acids. NCBI's taxonomy places the organism in Eukaryota, Rhodophyta, Bangiophyceae, Cyanidiales, Cyanidiaceae. The record is from RefSeq and is a predicted model, not a curated record. The transcript has a single exon.
AUGUUCACGACCUGGACAGCGCACUGUGUACAGCGAUGGAGACGCUCAGCAGCGGCUGCCCGUGCACCGAGGUGUCUGAGCGCUCCAACCGCUCGCACAUGGGCAGUUGCAAGCCGGCGCUAUCGCCCUGCGCAGCGGCUCCAAGGCCCAGCACGCACCGAACCACGAAUGUCUGGUGUCAAUGGGGGCCUUGCGUACGACAUUGAUGAGCAACAGCUUCCGGAUCAGAUCAAACCCUUGGUCCAGAUGAUUGUUCGCGGUCCUGACUCACCAGCUGCAUUCAUCGACGCUAUGGAACGCAUAGCCGACUGGCUUUGGCAACAGCAGCAGUCUGCCAAUGACAGAGGCACCAGACCGCCGGAUACGCUCAUUCCUUUUCUUGUGGACUCGCUCGGCUACAAUAAUCCGGUUGCAGCGCGAAUAGCGCUGGAUCUUCUCGUGCGACUUUAUGGAAAGGGCGCCGUCCCGGUACUGCUACAGGGCGUUGGCGCUCUGAACUAUGCCGUUAACGCGUACGCGCUGCGAGCACUGGGUGCAAUAGGCGACGCAGACGCGGUCUUCACGGUUGCAAAGCAGUGUGCGCUUCGUGGACCCAUUCCUAACGUACGGCGUGCUGCGGUGCGCUGCCUCGCUCAGCUGAAAUACGAAGAGUCGGCAAACGGGAGAGCGCGUUGUGAGGAUGCAGUCGCAUCGCUGUCGUCGCUCGUGGGUGACCCCGACUGGACAAUACGUUAUGCGUUGGUUUGGUCGCUAUCGCAUUUACUGCAUCGCAAGUUUAUCGAAAAGCCAGAAAUAACCAAUAUUUUGGCUCACAUUGCAAACCAGGAUGCAGAUGUGGUGGUACGAGCUCGAGCGCAGCGCGCACUUGCUCAGUUCAAUGAGGCAACAUCAUCCCCAGCCUCCAGCACGGCGCGCUGCGUCCACGCUGCCGAUACCUGA